AUGCCCUCAUUCAAAACUUUACGAAUCAAGAAGAAGCUCACGAAGAAGAAGCAGAACAGGCCUAUUCCCCAUUGGACUCGCAUGAGAAUAGACAACACCGUCAGGUACAAUGCCAAGCGCAGACACUAG
This is a messenger RNA of Phalaenopsis equestris, 129 nucleotides long. Its product is annotated as 60S ribosomal protein L39-like. Gene Ontology annotation, biological process: translation. Lineage: Eukaryota; Viridiplantae; Streptophyta; Magnoliopsida; Asparagales; Orchidaceae. The transcript has a single exon. Gene Ontology annotation, cellular component: ribosome; cytosolic large ribosomal subunit. Gene Ontology annotation, molecular function: structural constituent of ribosome. Bases 1 to 129 code for a protein of 42 amino acids. The record is from RefSeq and is a predicted model, not a curated record.